Molecule: messenger RNA, 3396 nt
Organism: Triticum turgidum subsp. durum (durum wheat)
Lineage: Eukaryota; Viridiplantae; Streptophyta; Magnoliopsida; Poales; Poaceae
Source: the annotation of a GenBank genome assembly
AUGGCGACCCCGCGCUCCGGGGCCGCGCCGCCUGUCACCGGCGACCGCUACCUCGACCUGCUCGUCCGCUUCGUGGCCAGCCACGCCGGCGAGCUGCUCGACGGCUCCUUCACCCUGCGCCUCCACCCCGUGGGCCUCCACUACGUCGCCUCCCGCCUCGAGGCGCUGCGCGAGCUGGAGGCCGUCGGCGCGGGGGCGCCCGUCGACUACCUCCGCGCCUACGUCGCCGACCUCGGGGACCACCGCGCGCUCGAGCAGCUCCGCCGGAUCCUCCGCCUCCUCACGUCGCUCAAGGUCGUCGCCGCGGGGCCAGGGCGCGACCCGGCGCCGCUCUCGCUCCUGCCGUUCGCGCGGCUUCGCGUGCUCGAGCUGCGGGGCUGCGACCUCUCCACCUCCGCCGCCAGGGGGCUGCUCGACCUCCGACACACGCUCGAGAGGCUCGUCUGUCACAACUCCACGGAUGCUCUUAGGCAUAUAUUUGUGAGUAGAGUGAUGGAUAUCAAGGACUCUCCUGUAUGGAUUCGGCUUUCGUACGUCUCUUGUGCUUCUAAUGAUCUCGUACUCAUGGACGAGUCAUUGCAAUUGUUACCUGCGGUUGAAACCCUUGAUCUUAGUCGGAACCGAUUUGCAAAGGUGGAUAAUCUGCGCAAAUGUACAAAGUUGCGAAAUCUGGACCUUGGAUUUAAUCAUUUGCGCUCUAUAUCAUCCUUGAGUGAGGUUUUCAGUCGGAUUGGUAAACUAGUACUUAGAAACAAUGCUUUAACUACUAUACAUGGGAUUGAAAACCUCACGUCGCUUGUGGGCCUUGAUCUGUCUUACAACAUCAUAUCAAAUUUCUCAGAGUUGGAAAUUCUUGGCAGCUUCUCUUUGCUACAGAACGUAUGGUUGGAAGGCAAUCCAAUCUGCUGUGCUCGUUGGUAUCGAGCACGUGUUUUUAGUUUUUUCCAUAAUUCAGAAAAUUUAAAGUUAGAUGAUAAAGGUAUGAACACACAAGAAUACUGGGAAAAGCAAGUAUUGUUUGGAAGCAGACAAAAACAACCUGCUGGCUAUGGAUUUUAUUUUCCUGCAAAAGAUGAUCAUGAGGAUGAAUACACUUCAAAUUCUAUGAUGAAAAAGAUUUCCCGACUUGCCUGUAUUCUGGAGGAAGAGAGAAGUCCUUGUGAUGAAGGUGUGGACCAGCAGUCCAGCCCCCGUGAUAGUGCUAGUUCAAAGAAGGAUGAAGUUGCCGUUGCUGAUAAUGACAUAAAAAUUACUUCUUUGAUAAGUACAGCAGAGUUGAUGAAGAAGGAAAGAUCGACUGACUGGCUGCGUGAAUUUAAGGAGUGGAUGGAUGAAAAUACAGAGAACACAGAUGGUGACAGCCUUUAUGUUGAUUUCACUAACAGAAAUGGAAGUCAGGAAAAACAAAACAGAAGAGAAAAAUUGAACAUAGAGAGCUCCAAGAGUGUCACAGACCUGGCAAAAACAUCAGAAGGUGGAAGCAGCUCAAACCUUGUGGAGUCUAAAUUGUCUUUCACAGAUGAUGCAUGCAACGUCGCUAAUGGCUUCACUGCAGGAUCCUUGAACGAAGUGAAUGCUGACCAAACUCAUGUAAGGGUACACUUGAAUUCUGCCGUACAGCUUCCUCCACUAGAAUUUGUGGGCACUUCACAUCCAGAUUCUUUAUCUGAUGUGGGAGGUGGUGCAAAUUUUUUGCAUACGAACGGAACACCAUCUAAUGCAACAAGCAAGUUGAUAGAACCAAGUCCAUCCUUUGCAUACCCUAGUCCACAGUCACCUCCACAAUACAAGGAAGACAUCCUACGUCGAAGACUUUUUAUGGAGGAAGAAUUUUUGCAGAGUUCAGGAGAUUUCCAAUGUGUUGGUUCUCUUGGUAGUGGUAGCAGCUGCAGUGAUGACUCUUCAGGUGAUUUAUGUUCGUGCAAUUCAGAAGAUGAUUGCGUAGCAAUUCAGACAAAAAGGGAACUAGCCCUGAAUGGUCAGAUUGCUUCAUUUCCUUAUGCAGAUAUUGAUCAUGAGGAAAUGGAUGGGAUGGAGCUUUUCUCACAAGAGGAAAAAUUGUCUGACUGUUCGGCAGAAGAUGACCCAACUUUUACAGAUGCCAUAGAGUUUGGUAUUAAGGAGCCAGAUGACAGUAACCAGAGGAAUGGACAUCUAGGUCAAGAUUCAGGUGGCCAUCUGAUUAGACAAAAUGACAAGCAAAAGGUUAAGAGGAAGAUAUUCCCUAUUUUUAAGGACCGUAAUGGCACUAAACUAGAAUUUACAGAGGCUAAUGGAGAUAAGUUGGAAGAGGGGGGUUCAGUGGGUGCAAAUGGUCACCUGAGCUACGACCUAACUGGAAGUACUAUUUGCAAGGAUCAAAGCUCAAAAAAACACUAUUCAAGUAUCUUGCACAAGAAUAACUUGUCGAUUGAUGCCGAUACAGUUACUUGCAACACUGAUAGGGAUAAGUACAAGCUUAUAGAGGAUUUCUUCAAUUUGGAAGUUGCUAAUGUUGAAGAGUCCGAAAUAUGUGAACAAGGAGCUCGUUGUGGAUACAUAUUUCAAGAUGGAAGCGAUUUAAUUCAAAGAACCAAAGAUUAUCAGUACAAGUACGGAUUACUUCUUUUUCUAGAAGUAGCCUUGUUGAGAAGUUCUCAGAAUAAAUUGUAUGUUCUGCUAGUUGAUAUGGAGCAAGAUGAACAAGAAAUUAUGCCAAGAGUUUUGGGGUGCUAUAGGCUUGAAGAUCUGGAAAAAGUUUUGACUGGGCUGGGUCUACAAGCACUAAGGGUACACAUGGCAGAUCAUACAGCUCAUCUAUUCUUGACACGUACUUCCAAGGAAGCACAAGAUGUACUUUGGCUCUUGAAUCUGUUCAGCUUUCCACAGUUAACUAGCGGGGUAUCUUUGCAAAGUUGGGAGAAGAUUCAAGUUAAAUUGCUUGAGAAAUGUAUAUGUGCAAGUUUGAAGAUGGGGAUAUUUCUCUACUCCAUGUUGAUGUUUUGGAAGAAUGAUGCUGAAGAGGAAUCCCUGGUUAUUAGAUCCCUUGUUGUUACCGAAGGAUCAAUAUGUGUGUGCAUUGAGAACCUACAUCAGUUUGGUUGCUUUCCUGAUGAUUCACAUCCUCCAUAUUUUUCUCUCGAUGAAUGCUGCUCUAUCAACAGUAUUAAGGAAGUGGUUGUGGAUCAGCGUGACAAGGAAUGCUUGACAUUAAUUUUGCACAAACACAUAAACGAAGGAAAAUUUCACAGCAGCACUGGAAAUUCGCAGAACAAGCAAGCAGAUGAAAAUUACACAGUACAUACAUGGAAACUGAAGUGGUUUUCUGAAGAAACUCUUUUGAAGUUCAUUUCUGUACUUAGGGCUCUUUACUCUGGAGCAGUUUCUUCGCCGUUACCUGUAAAGUGUAUAUCCUGA